Molecule: messenger RNA, 1891 nt
Organism: Podarcis raffonei (Aeolian wall lizard)
Lineage: Eukaryota; Metazoa; Chordata; Lepidosauria; Squamata; Lacertidae
Gene: HES7
Product: hes family bHLH transcription factor 7
Exons: 4
Coding region: 68-703 (211 amino acids)
Biological process (GO): regulation of transcription by RNA polymerase II; anterior/posterior pattern specification; regulation of neurogenesis
Cellular component (GO): nucleus
Molecular function (GO): protein dimerization activity; DNA-binding transcription factor activity, RNA polymerase II-specific; RNA polymerase II cis-regulatory region sequence-specific DNA binding
Source: RefSeq, a predicted model, not a curated record
CUGGCUCACUUUGACCAUCGUCCCCGGCGGGGGAAAGGCAGGCUUGCCAGAGGAGAUCCCGGAGGCGAUGGUGACUACGCAGAGCUCUGAGCCAGGAGGGGUGAGAAAGAUGCUGAAGCCCCUGGCAGAGAAGCGUCGCCGCGACCGCAUCAAUCGGAGCCUGGAGGAACUGCGCCUGCUGCUCCUUCAGAGGACCCACAGCCAGACUCUGAAGAACCCCAAGGUGGAGAAAGCGGAGAUCUUGGAGAUUGCUGUAGGAUACCUGCGGGAGAUGAACGCAGCUAAACCCCAGGGUACAAAUGACCUGCAUGGAGCCGACCCCUCGGAAGACGGGACCCUCCAGACCUGCUACAUGAUGGGCUUUCGGGAGUGUCUCCUGGGUCUCGCUGCCUUCAUCCAGCAAACCCACCCGUCCGUCCAAAGCCACCUGCUGGACACUUUGCACCUCUACCUGGCCUCCAAGCCGGAGCCCCAGAGCCAAGACUGGACCCUCGCCGUCUUCUCUCCUAGCCCUUCGCUGGAGGAAUCGCCUCCCCGGACCCCCGAGGGCUUAUACUCACCCGUCAAGGCCCUGAGCGAAUCUUUGCGGAGCCCAGACCCCGCUUGCUCCAGCGCAGGCCAACAGAGACACAGCCGAGACGCCGCUGCCUCAGCCAAGAGGAUUCUGGCGCCUCCGUCGGCUUUCUGGCGGCCUUGGCCCUAGAGCACAAACACUCCUGCCCCCCACCCCCCUGCCCCAAACAUUUAUGUAUGUAAAUAUAUAUAUAUAUAUAUAUAUUAUCUAAUAAAACCUUUGUGAUGGGAUCACACUGCCGGGUGACUUUACGAGGGGAUGGAGACGUCACCUUACUGCCUCAAAUGUAGCGCUCUCCUCUGAGAAAGGGAGAUGGUUUCUUAGGGACUAGUAGCUUGGGCCUUCACCUAGUGACUCUGUUAGCAUUUACACAUCUAGAAAUGAGGUUUCAUAGUUGGAAGGGACCCAGAGGGUCAUUUUUUGGUGUUUUUUGUUGUUGUUGUUUUUACCCUCAACCAGCGGUUUGCAAAUUGGGACUCCCAAGAGGACUUUGCAGGUAAGUGAAAAGUGGUCUGAGGGCUGCAACCUUUCCUACCACUGAGAUGUUCUGCGGUGGGUGGGGGGAAAGUUGGGGCUCCCAUCAGAUUUCUCCCAGCUCCUUAAGAGACUUUAAGGAAAGUCUUUUGCAGGUUGUGACCCAAUGGGUAAGACCCAAAGGAGCCGAUUGGCUGCUUUGCUCAGUUCUCAGCAUCCUGGUCUUGCACAGGUAAGACAUUGCUGUCUUGUGUAGGUAAGAUGCCUCUUGGCAAAUGAUCGUGGCCCCAGCAGGGUGCUUCUACAGAAUGAAUGGGAAACUGGGGGUCUUCCAGGACCCCCCCAAUUCCCAUCACCCCCAAGACCACAUGCCCCACUACCUAGGACUCGUGACACAGGUUUUUCAGCCCUGUUUGCAUCCUGUUAGGGUCUGUGGAGUGGAAGGGAUUGUCUCUUAAUGUAAUAAGCCAGAAAUCUGAUUUUCACGUACCUGCAUAAACACCCUGUCUCCUGUAGAAUUUUAAGAUUUUUUUGCUUUUGGAUGUGUGUGCGAGUGGCUGAGUGUGCGCUUGGAUUACCAAGCCUGUGUCAUUUGCAAACGUUUCAUUACACGCCUGUUUGAAAUCAAAACGAGUAAUUUCCCCCCAUGUAGGUUCGUUUUAAAAAAUAUCUUUAAUUUCUUUUUUUUUCUUUUUCUCCAAACUUUCAGGUAUUAUUAUUAUAAAUAAUAUCCCCCCCCCUCAGUUAUGGCUUGUAUUGGGAUGUUUUUGGUUGCUUGUUUAAAUAGUUCCUUGUGUUGAAAUCUGUAUCCACCAUGUAAUAAAAAUGUAUUUCUUUUAAAAA